Phascolarctos cinereus (koala) is the source of this 2957-nucleotide messenger RNA. RefSeq names its product hippocalcin like 4 (gene HPCAL4). Lineage: Eukaryota; Metazoa; Chordata; Mammalia; Diprotodontia; Phascolarctidae. The record is from RefSeq and is a predicted model, not a curated record. Gene Ontology annotation, molecular function: calcium ion binding.
CCGUAGUGAUACAUUGGAUUCGGGGGCAGUCCCUGCGGGGAACCAGAAGCUCCCAGUCUGUCCGCCUGCCCGCCUGUCCGUCCGUCCCGCCCCUCACCACUCCCGGACCCCCGAGACCCCGGUGCCUGGGGCCCGUCACCCUCCUGAGCGGGGAGGAUCGACAGACCCACCACCAGAGAGCAGCGAGGACGAGGAGCAUCCCUCCCCCCAGCUCGUGUGAACUCACGGCCCCUGCACACCCUAGACACAGACUAGGCUGGGCCAUGGGGAAAGGAAGCAGCAAGCUGGCCCCCGAGGUGUUGGAGGACCUUGUACAGAGCACGGAGUUCAGCGAGCAGGAGCUGAAGCAGUGGUACAAAGGCUUCCUGAAGGACUGUCCCAGUGGCAUCCUCAACCUGGAGGAAUUUCAGCAGCUCUAUGUCAAGUUUUUCCCAUAUGGUGAUGCCUCUAAGUUUGCCCAGCAUGCCUUCCGCACCUUUGACAAGAAUGGAGACGGGACCAUCGACUUCCGGGAGUUCAUCUGUGCCCUGUCGGUCACCUCUCGAGGCAGCUUCGAGCAGAAACUCAACUGGGCCUUUGAGAUGUAUGACCUGGAUGGGGACGGACGUAUCACCCGCCUGGAGAUGCUGGAGAUCAUUGAGGCUAUCUACAAGAUGGUAGGAACGGUCAUCAUGAUGCGCAUGAACCAGGAUGGGCUGACCCCUCAGCAACGUGUGGACAAGAUCUUCACCAAGAUGGAUCAGGAUAAGGACGACCAGAUCACCCUGGAGGAGUUCAAGGAGGCUGCCAAGAGUGACCCAUCCAUUGUGCUUCUGCUGCAAUGUGACAUGCAGAAGUAGGGGGAGCCCUGCCCCGGGGCUUGCCCCUGCCCAGGGCCUUCCACGGUCCUAAACACUUCUGUCCAGGGCAUCCCUGUGUCCUACCCUGGGCCCCCCCCAUCCCCAGGGCCUCCAGGGUCCUAAUCCCUUCUGUCCAGGGUCUCCCUGUGUCCUGCCCUGGGCCUCCCCAUCCCCAGAGCUUCCCAGGGUCCUAACCCUUUCUGUCCAGGGCAUCCUUCUGUCCUUUUCUUCCCUCCCCUCUCCUCCCUCUCCUCAGAGCCACCCAGUUUCCAGCCCUCCUCUGCCCUGGAUCUUCUCCCCAAGUCUUCCAAUGUUCCACACUUUUCUGCCCCAGGUUUCUCCCACCUCAGGGGCUCUCCAACUCCCCCUCCCUAGGGCCUCAGCCCACCUCUGCCCUCCCUCUCCCCAGGGUUUUCUAGUGCUCCAUCCCUCUUUGCCCCAGGUAUCCCUCAACCCCUUGGCCUUGGCUGUGGUUCACCCUGCCCCUUCCAUGGGCUCCCCUCAUCCCAGGGUCUUCCAGGGGCCCAGCUGUCUUAGCCCUGGAUCCCCUCCCUGUGUCACUCCUUCCUCCAACCCUACAGUUUUGCCCCUGGUUCCCCCUCCUCUCCUGUUGAACUUACUGGCAGAGCUUAGGGGCAGGCCUUGAGGAGGGGGGUAUCCCUAGCCCCAGAUCCAUCACAUGCUGACCCAAUACUCUAUUACUGGGUCCCUGGCCAGUUUUUUUCCCGGGGCGAUGUCCCUGUUCCUAGGGACUCCCUGGGCCCCCUAAGCCCAGUAAGGGAAUUCCUCCUGGAAGCACUUUGGCAUAAUACAAAGAGCCCUAUAUUCAGAGUCAGAGGACCCAGGUUUGAGCCCUGGCUCUGCUCCUUCCUGGUUAUGUGACCUUAGGCGAGUCACUUCGUCACUCUGAGCCUCAGUUUUCCCAUCUGUAAAAUGAGGGGGUUGGACUAGAUGAUUGCUAAGGGACUUUUAGCUCCAAAUCUCACCAGCCUAUGAAUCUCCAUCAGUGCUUCCUUCCCCAUGCCCUCCCCCUGCCCAGUCCAUGACAGACACCCAAAUCCCAUCCCAAGAGAAUCCACUCACUCCUCCAAACCCACUGCAGGUGGGGAAAAGAUAAGGGGACAGCUGGGCCUAUCCUGAGCAUCUGUUCCCACUUCCAUGACACUUGCCUUUCCCUUCCUGAGGCAAGUCUCUUUGGAGAUCUUUCCAGGCCUUCAUUGGGCUGGGGCUGGACCCUCUAAAGGGAGUGAAUUCCACCCUGAUGAAUGCUGGGAAGAGCAGUUGGUACGGGUCCCUGGUGCCCCCAUCUUUUUUUUUUUUUUUACAUUUUAAUAUUUUGGGCAGUUGUGCCUAAGAGCAGAUGACUCUGAAAGCUCAGUUUCCCAGAUGGAGGUGACCCCCCUGAUCUUCCCCCUCAAGGUCCUGCUACUCCUCAAAGGCAACAGAGUCUUUGGGCCCAGACCUUCCUUAAUGGGGUCCUCUCUGGCUCUAGGCCCAAGGGGUGGAUUAUUUGUUUAAAGGAAGAAGUGAGUGGAGGGACAGAGCCUCGAGGGGUCAUGGUAGGUAUGAACAGUCACAGCUGAAUCUCAGGUGGAGGAGUUGUCCUAUUCAUGGUCAUUUGCUGGCCAAGAAAGUCACAUUCAGUGAUAAUUAGAAAUGUAGACAGCAAGUUGAAGGGAGGAAAUCACCGAAAACACCCCUCUCUUAAGUUAAAAAGCUGAGGCUGUGUGGAAGUUGAUCCCCUAUGGGUGAAUAUGCUGAUCAGUGGGCAUUUUUGUUGCAAGAGAAGGGAGCCUGAGCUGCUGUUGCUGGACGAGAGGAGGUGUGGUCUGGAUGCCCUGGCUUCUGAGAGGCUCGUGGGAACAUCACUUAAUUCAAUUCAACAAAGGUUCAAGGAAAGAAGGAUAAAAUAAUGCAAGAGUCCCUGACCUUAAGUAGCUUUCAUUCUGUUGGGGGCCUACUGUGCUGGACUCGAGAAGGGGCUAGAUACAAGAAAUAAUGCCAAGUAAUUUCAUGAGGGAGAGAGGCAAUAGAUUUAUAUUGAGGGAGAGAGGGAGAGGAAAGAGAAACAAAGAGAAGAGAGAGAGAGGAAAAGUGGGGGAAAGAGAAAAGAGAAAA